This is a messenger RNA of Trematosphaeria pertusa, 1266 nucleotides long. RefSeq lists its product as uncharacterized. The record is from RefSeq and is a predicted model, not a curated record. Gene Ontology annotation, molecular function: protein kinase activity; ATP binding. The coding region runs from base 179 to 1219 and encodes 346 amino acids. Gene Ontology annotation, biological process: protein phosphorylation. The transcript has 2 exons. Lineage: Eukaryota; Fungi; Ascomycota; Dothideomycetes; Pleosporales; Trematosphaeriaceae.
CUGGGAAGCGCGCGCUUAGUCACCAUCGGGUUAAUAAUAGGCCGUGCGCCAGCUGGUAAAACUCUGAACCUCGCCGUAAAGUCUAACAUAUCGCUCCAGAUAGUUCCCAAUCCACGAAAAUCAGAGGUGUACUAAAACCCCUCCCCCAAGAUCCUACUAAUCGAAUUCACCCUCUAAAAUGGAUGACGAUCUUCCUCCUUUCGCUAUGGUUGAAUUCCUCUUUGGAGAUCGCGAUGCUGCCCUAACGGUUAUGAGCCGCGGAAAACGUUUCCAUGUUUUCUUCACAACUGAGGAUCUUCGUGGACCUCAAAGGGAUGAGACGCUGGUGCAGACGUUUCUCAGCUUCCAAAAGAGCAUGGAUAAUGAUCCACACGCUAUGGAGGCGCUUGAAGAGUGGAUGUUGAAGCCGUGUGUUUCCUACAUGGAUCAACUAGCACCAUCAAUCCCCCGUGUGGAACCCCCCUCGCUUGCGGAGUACUUCAACCCAGAGACAUUCUUCCUCAAAUUGGCGAAUAGAGAAGGUCGCCUCGAAGCAAUACGAUGUCCCGACGAUCCUUUAGUAACUCAUUCCCUUACGCCAAGAGUAUCGAUGUCUGAUCCAACAGUGUCAGAAGCCAUCUCCAAAGGUGUACUCCGCAUUCAAGCGUUACAACUAGUGGCUGUUCUGGAGCCAGACGCACAUGAAGCAGACUACGAUUUAAUUCCAAACACGGUUCGGGCAAUUAGGAGAGACACUCAGUUCCACUUUAAAGGUGCAUUCGAACAGGAGUCAUUUAGGAGGGAACUUGACACACUACUCCGUUUCAGGAGUGAUUCCUCUUUUGACGACUUACAUGUCUCAAGGCUUGGCGGGCUUGUGACGUGGGAUGAUGGGCUUUCUAUCAUGGGUCUUCUCGUUGAAUAUAUUCACGGCAGCGAAACUUUAGGAUACGCCGCAGAGGAUGCUUCAAAGGCUGAACGAGGAAAAUGGGCGCAACAGAUACGAGCCACAGUCAAGAGGCUACACGAUGCAAACAUUACCUGGGGAGAUGUGAAGCCGGGUAAUAUUUUAAUUGACGCGGAUGGCGACGCUUGGGUGAUAGAUUUUGGUGGGGGUUGCGCUGAAGGUUGGGUCGACCAAGAGCUAGAGGGCACGAAGGAAGGAGAUCUGCAAGGGUUGUCAAGUAUUGAGAAUUUUCUUGGGAUAAAAGCUAUUGGACAUGAAGCAACAGAAACCUGAAUGCCCAUGGUCAGUGUUCGGAGUACGGCGCCCAUCUAGGAGGUUGG